Molecule: messenger RNA, 1516 nt
Organism: Bradysia coprophila
Lineage: Eukaryota; Metazoa; Arthropoda; Insecta; Diptera; Sciaridae
Product: palmitoyltransferase ZDHHC16
Molecular function (GO): palmitoyltransferase activity
Source: RefSeq, a predicted model, not a curated record
AAAGUUCAUUACAAUCGCACCACUGACUGUCAACUUUUACAUUGUGUGUUGCAUUGUUUUUAUGUUUCGUGUCGGCCAUUCGAACUAGAUUUUAGUGUUUAUCAAAUUCAGAGGAAAACAUUGGAUUUCAGAAUGAAUUAACUGAGUUCGACGAAUUCAGACGCAGUGUGGGAUUGGCAUGCACCGUAACAUGGGAAGAAUUACGUGGAGAUUUAAGGAUAUUCCUAAAAAUAUUUGUAAUCGGAUACAAAACCGUUACCAUUACGCUAAACAAUGUCUUAUGUCGUUGAUGUACAAUCAUCACAUGAACCAAAGCUAUGCCUCCGAUGUGUGCAUGGAACCAAUCUUUUGGUUUGUUGACAAUUUUACACAUCUACUCGGACCCUUUUUUGUCGUCGGUGUUGCUGUCCUAACUGCAACGGUCGUAUACAUUGCUCAUUGGAUAGGACUUCCAUUUUGGUACAAUAAAAGUCCUUUAAUGGCUGUAAUUCUUGUCGUCGUUGGUUACUGGCUGCUAUUCAACGUAAUUUUUCAUUAUUACAUGGCAGUUACAACACCACCGGGAGUUCCACCGGAGGGAGCUCUUAUUGUGGAAGCCGUAAGCAUUUGCAAAAAGUGUAUUGCACCGAAACCGCCGCGAACGCAUCACUGUUCCGUGUGCAAUAAAUGCAUUUUGAAAAUGGAUCACCAUUGCCCAUGGCUAAACAAUUGCGUCGGCUACGGAAAUCAUCGAUAUUUUAUCCUUUACAUGGUGUACACCACUAUCGGAACUCUGUUCAUAAUUAUCUUCGGCGCUGAAAUCGGCUACAAUGCUUUAUGGUUAGGCGACGGGGAAGGGUGGCUUGAAACAGAACCACUCGAAGGUCAUCCGAUUCGAUUCAAUUUAUCUGGACACAUCAUACCAGUGACCGAAAUGAACGAAUACGGUGACAAUGGUAUUAUUCAGGCCAUUCACGACGAUUUACCGAUUCCACAUGAAUUAACCAGCAAUGCAGCUAAGCACCGAGCUAUAAUAUUUAUGGCUUUCAUUUGUGUCUCUGUUACAAUAGCGCUUGGUUCGCUGACCAUUUGGCAUGUGAAGCUUAUACGACGGGGUGAAACAAGCAUUGAAGCGCACAUAAAUAUGUCGGAAACGAAGCGACUCGCAGCUUUAGGCAAAAUUUAUACUAAUCCAUACGACUUUGGACCGCGAAAAAAUGUUCUUCUUUUCUUGGGCCUGGUGCGGAAAAGAACAUGGUGGCGUCACGUUCUAUUGCCGUCACCGCAUAAGCCAGAGGGUAAUGGUCUGACCUGGUAUACCGUUAAUGACGUAUCGUUUCUUCAGAAAGAGUGGCCCUGACAAAAUACUUUCCCAACACUAGCUUCCGAUAGAUGAGUGAUAGAGUAAUUCCAGUCAUUUAAGCAAACUUUGUGAUUUUUACCAUCGACUUUAAGUUAGUUUAAGUUGCUCAGGCAUUUUUUAAAGUUUUAGUCAUUCGGAUUAUGUAAAAAUAAAGCGAUACUGUUAAGCGAAACA